Spodoptera exigua (beet armyworm) is the source of this 4731-nucleotide messenger RNA. The record is from the annotation of a GenBank genome assembly. NCBI's taxonomy places the organism in Eukaryota, Metazoa, Arthropoda, Insecta, Lepidoptera, Noctuidae.
CUUUAGUCGACUUUCAUACCUAAGCCAUAGACAAAUAGUAAUUUAAGGAGUCGGUAUUUUCCGUUUCCGGAUCCGUUACGUGUUGUUGCGCGGCCAUCUUGGUUUGUAUUCGCGCUUUCUCACUGUAUCUGAAAAAUUCGCGAGUUAUGUUUGGUAAAACUUAAUAAGGUAGUUGUUGUAUGUGAACUGAAACAGAGUGAUUUGUGGAUAAGAAUACUGAAUAAACCUUCAUUAUGGAUCCGGCUAAGAUGAAAGUAGUGGAUCUUAGAUCCGAGCUUGGCGCCCUCGGUUUGGACACCAAAGGGAACAAGCCGGCUUUAGUUGAAAGAUUGAAGAAAGCACUAGAAGCAAAGUCAGGAAAAGCUUUACCCGAUACAUCUAUACUGGACACAUCUACAGAGGAUGCCAAUGAACCCCCGACUCCCAGACGAGCUGUCCCUGCUCCUCGCACUACUAGACGCUCGUCAUCCUCACGGCUUGCAGCUACACCUGCUAAAGUACCACCUCCAGCACGUGAAGAGCCUCCUGAACCUAUACCAGAGGAACCAAAGCCAGGAGAACCAUAUUCACCAAGCCAGGAGGACUCUGACAAUGAUGUUCCGGCUAAAGAAGCGGCACCAGCACCUGCACCAGCCCCUGCUCCUCAGCCGGUGGCGACUCCUUCACCUACGAAGGCCCCAGAGCCUGUCGCAGCCCCGUCCCCUCCAAAGGCUCCAGAGCCCGUCGCGGCCCCUUCCCCAGUAAAGGCCCCAGAGCCCGUCGCGGCCCCGUCACCUGUAAAAGCCCCGGAGCCUGUUGCGGCACCCGAGCCGGCCCCUGUCCCAGCUCCAGUACCUGCACCCGUUGCGGCGCCUACUGAAAUGGAAGCGGAGCCCGAACCUGAAAGCAAGAGUGAAGUGCCAGUGAAACAAGCCGAUCCUGAACCAAUGGAUGUGCAAGAAGGUGCUCCUAAAGAGGUUGAAGAGUCUGAAAAGAAAGAAACAGACAAGGAUGAAGUUAAAGAGGAGAAGGGAGAUGAAGACAAAGAUAAAGAUAGCAAGAAGGAGCGUCCACUAACUGAAGAAGAAGAAUGGGAUCAAUUGAACGAGCGUCUCCGUGUUCGUGAACAGGAGCGGCUAGAGCGGGAACGAAAACAAGCCGAGGAUGACGCCCGACGUUUUGAGGAGCUCAGCAAUGACCCAGUCAGGCUGAACCGUUUGAAGCGCAAGCAUGAAAAGAAGGCUCGGUGGAGUAACUUCUACAGGGCUAUCGAAGUCACUAAUGAAGUGCUUACUCCUCCCGAGGAGGCGCAAAUUAAGGAAAGGAGGGAAGCCGCCGAAGUGAAAGUUGCUGAACCAGAGAUUGACGAUAGCAAAAUUACAUUGUCUUGGUAUGAUAGUGAUCUUAACCAGUACCUGGAGGUGCCAGCGUUGAACGGUGUGAUCCCUCUCAGCGACGGUGCUUUUGCAUACGCCUGGGCUGGCACUCGAGCUACUCACGGCGUGGAUGCUGGGAAAGUCUGUUAUGAGGUUCGUGUCGGCGCCACGGUCCUGGCCACAGAAGGUGGGGAUAAGGAACAGAUCACCUCUGGACUAAGAAUAGGCUGGUCAACCGAAGACUCCUCACUGAAUCUUGGCGAAGGCGAAUUCAGCUGGGGCUACGAAAACACCGGUCGCGCCCUCACCAACAGCGAGUUCAAGGAAUACGGAAAAACUUUUAACGAGAAGGAUGUUAUUGGUGCUUACUUGGAUUUAGAGUCAAACCCAUGCACAAUUUCCUACACGUUAAACGGCGAAGAACUCGGCAAUGCGUUUGAGUUCGACAAGGAAGUACUGAAUGGCAAACCGUUAUUCCCUCACGUUUUCACCAAGAACAUGUGCUACAAAGUCAACUUUGGUUAUGACAGAUACACCAUGUUAACGAAGACAAAGACGGUCCGGCACCGAAUCGAAGUGCCCGUAGAACAAGUACUAGCAGAGAAGCGAGCUAUAGAAGCUGAGCUGCAGCGCAAGAAGGAGGAGGCUGCUAAGAAGGAGAAAGAACGGCGAGAGAGAGAAAAGGCGGAAAGAGAGGAACGGCAGAGGAAGAAGAGAGAGGAACGUGAGAAACAAGACCGCGAGAGAAAGGAGAAAGAGGCGGCGGAGAGGAAGGAGCGAGGCGAAGAGGAACCGGAGCCCGCUGAAGGGGAGAACAAGGAGGCACAACCUAAAGACAAAGAGACACAACCUAAGGACAAAGAGGCACAACCUAAGGAGGACGCCCAGGAGCCCAUGGAGGAAAGCAGUGAGGUUAAGGAGGAGCCUAAGGAAAAUGGCGAUAAAGCUGUAGAGCCGGCUCCGGAGAAGGAAGAUAAAGCCGAGCCCAUGGAGACUGAGCAGAGCGAGCCCGCGGCCGAGGUCGCUCCUAAAGAGGAACCUGUCCCAGAGGGUGAGCUUGGUGAGGUAACUGAAGAACAAGUACUUAAGGCUCCGCCCGGCCACGUAUUGGACCCAAGGAUUCAAUUUGUCAUCCGUUACACGGUGGAGGAGGAGUUGGACGGCGAAGAGGCGCCCAUACUGGAGGGAUACGUGUUCAUCUGUCAAGCCAACAUGAUCAAUGGACCCGCUCGCCCCGCCACCAUCGCUGAGUGCGAGGUGAUCCUGAUGGUGGGCAUGCCGGGGUCGGGCAAGACGUACUGGGUGAAGCAGCACGUGGCUUCGCACCCGGCGCGCCGCUACUGCGUGCUGUCCACCGCCACGCUGCUGCAGCGCAUGCAGGUGGACUGUAAGCCCUUCCGCGCCAGCUACGAGGGCCGCUGGGACGCUAUGGUGUCCAAGUGCGCUAAAUGCGUGCUUAAGUUGUUGGAAAUCGCCAAGGGCCGCAAAAGGAAUUUUAUCCUUGACCAGAGACGGAAGCUCAGGGAAUUCGACGGGUACCGGCGGGUCGCAGUCGUGAUAGUGACCGACGACGAGACGUACCGCGACCGGCAGAAACGACGCGAAGAGGUCGACGGCAAGGAGGUGCCCGACGGGGCUAUCGUGGACAUGAAAGCUAACUUCGCGCUGCCCGAGAAGUGCUCGUGGCUAGACGAGGUGAUAUUCCCGGAGCUGAGCGGCGAGGCAGCCAAGGCAGUGGUGGAGGGCUACCACCGCGAGGCGCGCGUCACCGGCGUGGCGCGGGACUCGCAUCGCCGCGACCGCUCCGCCGACCGCGACAUGCCGCCCGCCAAGCGACAUCGCUCCAACGACAAGCGACACUCCCGCGACGACAGGCGCCGGGACUUCAGCCGAGGCGACAGGGAGGACCGGUGGGGUGGCAGUACGGGGUCUGGCGGCGGCGGCGGCGGCGGACGCUGGGGCGGCGCGGGCGGCCGCGGCGGCAGUCGCUGGGGGCCGCGCGAGCCCCGCGGGGGCGGCGCCCCCAACACUCGCUUCGACCGGCCCUGGCAGGGCCCGCCGCAACCUGGCGCGCCGGGGGGACCCAACCGAUACGACAACGACUUCCGUGGAGGAGCCGGUCGUGGUGGACGAGGAGGCGGCGGUCGCGGGGACCGCGGCGGCCGGGGCGGAGCCCCACCCAACAACGACAGGUUCGGCAGGGACAGGCACAACCGACCCAACGACCGCGGACCCGACAAGCGACACCAUCAACCCGGCGGUGCGGGUAACAACGGUGGCGGCGCGGGGUCCUGGCAGCGCGGCGCGUCCGGACCCCCGCGCGGGGCCAUGCAACCCCGGCCCGGCCACGCUGGACCUGGACCGCACCAACGACCCAACCAACCCAAUCAGAAGGAUGGACAGAAUCAAAACCAAAACCAGAACCAGGCCAACCAACAGGGGUGGAACCAAUGGGCUGGCGGCUGGGGAGGAUGGGGCAACUGGAACCAAAACCAAGGUUGGGGCAACUGGGGUAACUGGGGCAAUUGGGGCAACCCGCAGCAGCAACAACAACAACAGGCUGGCGGCGCGGGCGGGGCGGGCGGCGCGGGCGCGGCGGCCGGCGCCAAGCAGGCCGGCGCCGCCCAGCAGCAGCAGUGGCCCGCCAACUACACGGCGCAGCAGUGGUACCAGUGGCAGCAGUGGCAACAACAACAACAACAACACGGCUGGCCCGGGUAUCAGCAAGGUAACCAAGCCGGAAACACACCUGACGCUCAAGCGUGGGCACAGUACUACCAGAACUAUGGCAACGCCAAUGCAAACAACACCGCUGGCAACGCAGUCACCGGCUCUGAGAAAAAGUGAUGUUCACUUUACAACGAUACUCCGAGCUUGUGACGACCGACCGACGUAUCGGCCGACACUGUUAUGUACGAGCCUUACGUAGCCAACCUCGCCUGCCUGCUUCAACAGUACACAGCCGGAUAUCAUGCCUAGACACAGUGACAACACUUAUCAACGGACAAUAGUAAUUAGUUCCGAUUCCUAAAUUGUUUAAGUAUUCCGACAUCCUUUUCAGCUUCGAAAUACCUAAAUUGCAGUGUACCGUACGUAAAUUAAAUAAAUAGGAAGAAUAAAACAAAAACUUUUCUAUAAAUUAGAUAUUUCCAAAAUGGUUGUUUAUAUCUUUAUAUUAUAACAAUUAGGGUCGUAAACAUAAUGUUAACGCGAUGGUUGAAUACUGAAAUAUAGCGUCGUUCGUUUGACCUAAGCGUUAGGACUCGUACAGUUAACAAAAUAAUGUAUAAUUGAUACAUAUAUUCCUACAGUAUUUAGGUAAUAGCCAAAAUAAUUGAAAAGUAUUGCAGCAGUAAUAAAUGGUCACUUUUCGCAG